AUGGUGGCAUUAUUGGUUUUCUUGCUGAUUACACUUCCUAAUGCAAUAUGCAAACCUCUCAUUGUUAAAUGCCACAUCCAUGAUCCACACACUCCACUUCAUCAGUAUCAUCGGGAAGGAGACCUCAUCAUUGGUGGCAUAGCCUCUCACAGCAUCAUCCUCUCUACUUCAAUAGCCUUCACCGAAAAACCCCCACCAACAUUGCGGGAAGAGCUACAAGUGGUGCCUAAGAAUUACCAGCACAUCCUGGCUUUAGAAUUCGCAGUGAAGGAGAUCAAUGAAAACCCUCAGCUCUUACCCAACGUCACUUUAGGCUUCCGCAUCUAUGACAGCUAUUUCAAUGCCAAAUGGACCUCUCAUGCCACAAUGUUACUCAUAUCCACACUGGAAACAUUUGUCCCCAACUACAUCUGUGAUUUCAAGAACAACUUGAUAGCCAUCAUUGGGGGCCUGGACUCCCAAACUUCUCUUCAUGUGGCAACAAUCUUGGAUAUCUAUAAGGUUCCGCAGAGUGGCAUUUGUUUUGCCUUCAUCGAAAGAAAUCACAAAUUUACUUAUAUUACAGAAAUUUAUGAUAUGUUGAAAAUAGGUGCAAAAAUACAUGACAAAAUAAAUGAUAGCAAAGCCAAUGUAGUUUUGGUUUAUGGACCAUCAUAUACUCUGGCACGAUUUAGAUGGUUGCCUUACUUAUCAGAACUGGAACAAAGUUCAAAUAAACCAAAAGGUAAAGUGUGGAUCAUGACAGCCCAGGUGGAGCUCAAUUCUUUUGUCUUUCAACGGACUUGGGAUACAGAAAUACUCCAUGGGGUUCUCUCAUUCACAACUCACUCAAAUGAUCCACCAGGAUUUCAUCAAUUUGUCGAGAGCAAAAAGCCUUCCAGCCCAAAAGGAGAUGGUUUCAUUUUGGACUUCUGGCAACAGGCAUUUGGCUGUGUAUUUCCAAAUCGAGUGGUUGGCAGUGUGAAGGGGGAUAUUUGCACUGGGCAAGAGAAGCUGGAGAAUCUUCCUGGUCCUUUCUUUGAAAUGAGCAUGACCAGCCACAGCUACAACAUCUACAAUGCUAUCUAUGCUGUGGCCCAUGCUUUACAUGCCAUGUCUACAUCCCAAGGCAAACACAGACCAGUAAUGAUCAGGGAAGGAAUGAAGUUUCAGAAUCAACAUCUGUGGCAGCUCCAUCAUUUUCUGAGGGGUAUCUCAUUUAACAACAGCGCUGGGGAUAAGGUUUCCUUGGACCAGAAUUGGGAGAUACUAGCUGGAUUUGAUAUUACCAAUUGGAUUGUUUCCUCCAACCAAUCCUUUCAGAGGGUGAAGGUAGGAGGGGUGGAUUCCCUGGCUCCUCCACAGCAAGCGUUGACCAUCAAUGAUGGAGCCAUCAAAUGGCACCAUUGGUUUAACCAGACACAGCCUGACUCUGUAUGUAGUGAGAGCUGCCACCCUGGUUUUUGUAGGAAGGUGAAGGAGGGGGAAGCAUUUUGCUGCUACAAUUGCAUCCCAUGUCCAGAAGGAAAGAUUUCAGACAAAGAGGACAUGAAUGACUGCUAUGAAUGUGAAGAUGAAAAGUAUCCAAACACAAAUAAGACUAUAUGUAUUCCCAAGCGUGCAACUUUCUUGUCCUUUGAAGAACCUCUGGGCCUCAGCUUAGCCUGUUCUGCUCUUUCCUUUGCUUUCAUUACAGCACUGGUACUAGAAAUAUUUGUGAAGCACAGGGACACUCCUGUUGUGAAAGCCAACAACCGGGACCUCACCUACGCUCUGCUCAUCUCCCUCUUGCUUUGCUUCCUUUCUGCAUUACUGUUCAUUGGAUAUCCUGACAAGGUGACGUGUCUCCUUCGACAAACUGCUUUUGGCAUCAUCUUCUCCGUGGCUGUUUCUUGUGUGCUGGCAAAAACCAUCACUGUGGUUCUGGCUUUCAUGGCCACAAAACCAGGAUCCCGGAUGAGGAAAUGGGUGGGGAAAGGACUGGCAAACUCUAUUGUCUUCUCCUGCUCCCUUAUCCAAGCACUCAUCUGCACUGUAUGGCUGAUGAUCUCUCCUCCAUUCCCUAAUGCUGACAUGAAGUCAGUGGCUGAAGAAAUUGUACUGGAGUGCAAUGAGGGGACGGUGACCUUCUUUUGCUGUGUCUUGGGCUACAUGGGGUUCCUAGCGUUUGUCAGUUUCACUGUGGCUUUCCUUGCCUGGAAAUUACCUGACAGUUUCAACGAAGCCAAGUUCAUCACUUUCAGCAUGUUGGUCUUUUGCAGUGUUUGGUUGUCCUUUGUUCCUACCUACAUGACCACAAAGGGGAAAUACAUGGUGGCUGUGGAGAUCUUCUCUAUCUUAGCCUCCAGUGGUGGGUUGUUGGGUUGCAUCUUUUGCCCAAAAUGUUACAUUAUUUUGCUGAGGCCUGAGCUGAACAAUAGGGAUCACCUAAUAAGAAGAAAAUGCUAA
Podarcis muralis (Common wall lizard) is the source of this 2427-nucleotide messenger RNA. The record is from RefSeq and is a predicted model, not a curated record. Lineage: Eukaryota; Metazoa; Chordata; Lepidosauria; Squamata; Lacertidae.